This is a messenger RNA of Ilex paraguariensis (yerba mate), 2080 nucleotides long. NCBI's taxonomy places the organism in Eukaryota, Viridiplantae, Streptophyta, Magnoliopsida, Aquifoliales, Aquifoliaceae. The record is from the annotation of a GenBank genome assembly.
GGAGAAUUGGCUUGUAUUUGGAAGUAAGAAAUAUAGGGCCACUCCCACAAUCCAGAUUCUCAGACUUCGAUGGAUUCUCAAACGCAACAGCUUCACUUUGUAUUGCUUCCUUUAAUGGCUCCUGGCCACAUGAUUCCCAUGGUAGACGUUGCCAGACUGUUGGCACAGCGCGGCGUUCUCGUCACCAUAGUCACAACACCCCUCAAUGCCGACCGAUUCAAAACAAUCAUCGCUCGUGCCACGGAAGCUGGACUUCAAAUUCGAGAAAUCCAACUCCAAUUUCCAUGUGUAGAAGUAGGUUUACCAGAAGGGUGCGAGAAUUUUGAUAUGCUCCCUUCAAUGUUCGCUGGAGGUAAAUUUUUAUACGCAUGUGGGAUGCUACAAGGGCCCGUAGAAAAAUUGUUAGAAGAGUCAAAACCCCAAGCAAGCUGCUUAAUUUCUGAUAGGUGUCUCCCAUGGGUGACUAAUGUAGCCCACAAGUUUCAUAUCCCAAAACUUCUUUUCCAUGCAUGUGGUUGCUUCCCGCUCUCUUGUAUGCACCACUUGCAGGUCUCCAGAGUCUUUGAUGAUAUUAAAUCCGAAUCAGGUCACUUUUUGGUGCCUGGCCUGCCUGACCCAAUUGAACUUACUAUAGCAGCGAUUACGGGCUGUGUCAAGACAAACCCAUCUGGCCCAAGAGAUUUGCGGGAUGACAUCAGAGAGGGUGAAGAAGCAUCAUAUGGGUUUGUGGUUAACACUUUCCAGGAGUUAGAGACAGAGUAUAUCAAAGAAUAUGCCAAGGCAACAGGUAAAAAAGUAUGGAGUAUUGGUCCUGUUUCACUCUGCAACAAAGAUAAUAUGGAUAUGGCCACAAGAGGUAACAAGUCUGCUAUCAAUGAAAACCAUUGCUUGAAUUGGCUCGACUCAUUCGAGCCAAGGUCUGUACUCUAUGCCUGUCUAGGAAGCCUAUCGCGCCUACCAACUUUGCAGAUGAUAGAGCUCGGGUUGGGUCUAGAGGCAUCAAACAAACCCUUCAUAUGGGUUCUCAGGCAUAAAUCGAAUGAUUUCGAGAAGUGGAUUGUGGAAGAAAAAUACGAGGAAAGGAUCAAAGGGAGAGGACUUUUGAUCCAUGGUUGGGCACCACAGGUACUGAUAUUGUCUCACCCUGCAAUUGGGGGGUUUUUAACUCAUUGUGGGUGGAACUCUAUUCUAGAAGGGGUGUCUGCUGGUGUGCCAAUGAUAACGUGGCCAAUGUUUUCGGAACAGUUUUUGAAUGAAAAAUUGAUUGUUCAAGUACUGGGGAUUGGAGUGAGGGUUGGUGUAGAGGUUGAAGUUAAUUUUGGGCAGGAAGAAGAGAUUGGAGUGUUGGUUGAGAAGAAUGUAGUUAAGAUGUGCGUUGAUGAGUUGAUGGGUGAAGAAGAGGAAGCUGAAGAGAGAAGGAAACGAGCUAGAGAGCUGGGAAGAAUGGCAAAGAUGGCAGUAGAAGAAGGAGGCUCUUCUCACACCAACAUGACACUUUUAAUCCAAGAUAUCCUGGAACAAUUAAACCAUGUUAGUGAUUUGAGUUAGUUUGUUAGUUGAGUUAGUUUAUUACUGGUUGUCAAUAAUGACCUAUUCCAUAGGUCUGCAUGUUUACCAUUUUCUUUCAGUUAGAAUUCCACGAUAUUAGGAAUUCUUGUUAGACGUGGAAUGUUUUUUUCUCAAAUUCUAUUUCUUAUGAGGCUAUUUAAUAGCCAUGUUUAUCUAAUAAUAAAUCAGUGAUUUUUCCCUCAAUUAUAUUACAUUCAGAUUGUUUGAGUCAUACUCGCAAGUAUGACUUCAGAGAGUUCUUUUAUACAACUAGCAGUACCAAAGUUUGAUGGGCACUAUGACCAUUGGGCCAUGCUCAUGAAAAAUUUUCUUCGAUUGAAAGAGUAUUGGGGACUGGUGGCCGACGGUGUUCUUGAAGUCGCAGAUGAAGCUAUCCUCACUAAUGCACAAAAGAAGCAGAGUGCCGAGCAGUAGCUCAAGGAUUUGAAGGCUAAGAACUACUUAUUUCAAGCAUUGGAUCGUUCCAUUUUGGAAUCUAUUCUCAACAAGGACACGACAUAGAACAUUUGGG